Messenger RNA from Ahaetulla prasina, 7645 nucleotides. It is a transcript of the gene ANGPTL3, whose product is annotated as angiopoietin like 3. The record is from RefSeq and is a predicted model, not a curated record. The transcript has 7 exons. NCBI's taxonomy places the organism in Eukaryota, Metazoa, Chordata, Lepidosauria, Squamata, Colubridae. Gene Ontology annotation, biological process: phospholipid homeostasis; cholesterol homeostasis; phospholipid catabolic process. The coding region runs from base 716 to 2104 and encodes 462 amino acids.
UCUGUUGUUUGAAGUACACAUUUCUCAUAUAACAUUAACAAAAGCCAGAUCUCACUGGUUUGUUUGUUUUUCAAAUGUGCUAGUUUUAUUAACUCUCAUUUGCUGAAUAAUAGACGACCUGGGCCAGUCAAAAUAAUAAAGCAACAAUUAUAUCCAUAUUUGAAGCAAAAAUAGGGUUUUGAAGACCCUCACUAAUUAUAUAUCCCAAACACGUGGUUCACUGCUCCUGUCCUUCACAGUAUCUUAUAUGCUUAGGAUAGACUACAAAAAAAGACCUCUGUUGUACAUGUUGAACUGCAUGCAUGCCAAUAAAUGAGUGAACAUGGCAAGGUCUGUAUCAGUUAUUCCAAAUUGCUCAAAGCUUUCAAAGUUCAAAUAGCACAGCUGGCAUAAUAUGCAUACCACAUAAACUGACAGCCACACUCAAGUUGCCAAGUUCUAUAUCAAUUGAACGUUCCAAGUCAUCUUUAAAGGUAAGCUUUAUUUACACUUAGCAUAACAUUUGCUAUCAGGAAAUGUUCAUCAGAUGGGCUCAAAGAGCCUAAACAGGACACAGGUUACAUUCAUUCAGGUUUAAUUAUCAACUACCUCAACUUGAUUUUUUUUUAGGACUGAACAUGCUAUAUGUAUUUAUAGGCAUACUAGAACUCUCCCAGAGAAAGACAAAUAGCAAAGGGAGACAUUUCUUUUCUGAACUAGAAUAAGCAGAAAGAACAUGAAAAUUAUUCUAGUAUUGGUCUUUAUGAUUUCUCUAGUAAUUUCAGGUAGACUAGACGAUCACUUGGAAUCAGCAACUCCUGAGCCUAAGUCAAGAUUUGCUAUGUCUGAUGAUGUACAUUUGCUGGCCACUGGACUACUCCAGCUUGGGCGUGGCCUUCAAGACUUUGUGAUCAAAACCAAAACCCAAAUGAAUGACAUCUUUCAAAGGCUUAACAUUUUCGACCAAUCUUUUUCUGAGAUCUUGCAACAAACCAAUGAAAUGAAAGAAGAAGAGCAGCAGUUAAAAAAAGCCACAACCAGAUUGCAAGCAACUGAGGAAGAGAUGAGAAAUGUAUCUUUGCAGCUUAAUUCCAAAAUAGACUUCCUUUCCAUCGAGAAGAUUCAACUGAACAAUAAAGUAGGGAAACUUGAAGAAAAAAUAACUGAACUCGUACAGACCCAGCUUGAUAUCCAUGAGCCAAGAGAAAUUGCCUCACUUAAAAAUUUUGUUGAACAGCAAGAUGGCCACCUCAAACAGCUUCUCAACAUUGUUCAACUGCAACAUGCUCAGCUCACAAAACAGCAAGGGCAAAUACAGGUCCUGGAGGAAAAGAUAAACAGCCCCAAUUUUCAAGAGGACUCACAAUUAUUUUCUGUGAAGGAAGAUGACAGACAUCCUAAACUGAAAAAACCAGCUAAAAAUAGCAAUUCUAGAGGUAAUGCUACUGAUUGUACUUGGAUUUACAAUGCAGGGGAAAGAUCUAAUGGGAUUUAUUCUAUUAAGCCCAAUGGAUCCAAGGCAUUUAAUGUUUAUUGCGAAAUGGAAGGAGAAAACGCAUGGACAAUUAUUCAGAAGAGAUCAGAUGGAUCAGUAGAUUUCAAUCAAACUUGGGAGAGCUAUAUAGAUGGGUUUGGUAAUCUUGAUGGAGAAUUUUGGCUGGGCCUUGAAAAGAUCUAUUCCAUUGUAGAUCAAACUGACUACAUUCUGCGUAUUGAGCUUGAAGAUUGGAGAGCUAACAAACGUUAUAUUGAGUAUACAUUCAAAAUGGGAGGUCCAGACAGAGAUUAUGCACUCUUUCUCUCUAGGAUUACUGGGAAUAUUCCAAAUGCUCUACCUGAACAGAAAGAAAUUAAAUUUUCUACUAAAGAUCAUAGCAACAGCACUGAAAGAAAGCUUAACUGCACAGAAAGUGACUCAGGUGGUUGGUGGUACAAUGUAUGCGAAGAAACAAACCUGAAUGGAAGAUACAUCAGGUCAAGCUCAAAAGGAAAACUAGAGAGGAAGAAACGAGGACUGUAUUGGAAGCCUCAGAAAGGAAAACCUUAUCUUCUCAAGUCAACCAAACUGAUGAUAUAUCCUACAGAUUUUGAAACAUUUGACUCAACAUUAUCAAAGUUUACCUAAGAAGCUGCAAGCUACUUCAGUCACAAUCCGGCGGACAGCCCUUUCUGGUGUACAAAGAAAAUCAUAUUAAGGAUGUAUUCAAACCAUAAUAUUAUUCCUUUGGAUAUAUAUCUCAGUGUGCUUUGUUCUGCUCCAUACGCUCAAAAAAUAAGCAGAGCUUUGCUGUUAGACAAGGACAAUUUUCCUUGAGGGCCACUUUAGUAGAAUAUUUCUUAGUAUCAAUGCUACCUCAAGAAAGGCAGGAAAAAUGGAAAGAUCUCACACCUCCUUGGAACAAGAUUUUGACUUAGGGAGGGAAGGGGAAUUGCCACAGCUUCAGUUCCGUGAGGUGUGGGAUAGAAAAAAAAAAGAUUUUAUCUCACAGAAUUAGGCAGAAAGUGUCUAAUCAGACAAGGAAUCACUAUUUUCAUUUUUGCCAAGGAUAGAAGUGGUCUGGAGUGAAAUCCAAAAUUUUUCCCUACCGGUUCUGUGGGCGUGGCUUGAUGGGCAUGACAAGGGAAGGAUAUUGCAAAAUCUUCAUUCCCACCCCACUAGCCAGAGAUGGUAUUUGCUGGUUCUCCGAAUUACUCAAAAUUUCUGCUAGCGGUUCUCUAGAACCUGUUAGAAACUGCUGGAUUUCACUCCUGAUGUGGUCUCUAUUCACUUCUUUGGCAGAGAUCAAACAGUGUGUUUUCAAACAGAAGUUUACAAGCAGCAAUCUUAAUGCUAUAGGCACAGGAAAAGCUGUUUUUCUCCUCUAUUUAGUUUAAUACUUUAUUUCAGUUCUCUAAAGCAAAAUGUGAGCAGCUUUUUUGCAUCUGGGAGCCACAGAGGGAAUGUAUCCUUGGAGUUGUUUAACAAAGGAAAUAUGAGUGUGAAGUUUAGUAGAGGCUUAAGAUAUCUAUUUUCUUCUCUUAUUUUUUUAAUGAAACUAUUAAAGGAUUACAGAGACUGGGGUUGACUAUGUAUGGAAUAUAGACCACGGGUUUUCCAGCUCUUGUUAAGCAGGAAGCAAUGGAGAUACCUAAAAGCAGAAGUCAUUUAAGGGGGAAUAUAUGCAAGUUAUAUUGCUCCUAGCUAUACAGCUCUAUUCAUAACAUGUCUAUUUCCCCCACCCCACCCCGAAGCAAGAACUUCCACUGAAAUGAAUUACAUAAAAUGAAUGAGCCUCAUUGUUCAAAAUGUUCAGCUGGAACAUGGACACUGAUUCCAUCCCACUGAGAUUGUACAACACUGCAAAGUGAAACCCUUUAUUCUUUUUUUUUCUAUAUAUAGGAGCCUUUCCUAGCUUUGUGUUUCCUCUCUCUGGUGUCUACAUAUAUUGGGUUCAUGUAUUAAGUAAACAGACUAGUUGGGAAUCCUGGAGUAUUGCGCUGACACUCCCAACAUUCACCGUUUGGGAGAAAUGUGAUGUUCUAAAUAUAAAUAUCCUAAAUAUCACCCUGGUGGACAUAACUAUCUAGUUCUGAGAUAAGUGUGUGCCUCUCACUCUGUGCCUAAUAUUCCUCCUUACUUUCCUAAUAAUAUAAGUCUUUAUAUCAUAAUGGCCUUUUUAAAUUGGCUUUGAUUAAGAAGAUAACUUCAAGUAGUUCCUUGUUAUUUCAAAAUUGUAAAUUAUAAAUUAUUGAGAUCACAAUACAGAUAACUACAUUAUAGUAUAGAAUGCUUAACUUGCUUUAUGGAUUUUUUGUUGUUGAUUGUUUGGUAAACCACCACAAAGCUGUAAAUGAAUUGGUGGUAUACAAGUGGAGUGAAUGAAGGAAUAAAUAAGCAGGCUUUCUGUUAAAAUGAAAAACAUAUACAUUUCUAAAGUUCCUCCCAAAUUUGAGAACAAAUCCAAUUAUAUUUCACUGGAAGUAUACAAAAUUUGAAUCAGAGUAUUAUGCUUAUGACACUAUAUUACAGAAUUUUUAUGGCAUUAUCUAUAUAUUCCUAUAAACAUAGGCAUAACCUUAUCAAUGCAUCUAUCAAAUAAUUCACAUCGACAAUAGUGUUAAACAUUUAGGCCUAUGACAAAUUAAGUUAAACAGUUCCAUGAAAAAUUGUCUCAUGACAUCAAGCAAAAAAAGCUAUCAAGCAAAAAAUACUACUGGUGUUUUUGAUUAACAAAUCAACUGCAAUGUAUUUUGAAAACAAACUGAUGGUUUAUAAAACCAUGAAAAUUACUAAAGUGGAAAAAAACCUUUAGAUUUACAUCAGCAAUUUUGUUUUAAUCAGUAGGCUUUCAGAGGGAUUUCAGAUAGAUGUAAACAAUAUAACCCAUUUAAAUAUUUUUUUCUAAUACAUGCCAACAACAACAUAGAUUAAAUAUGCACAUUGCCAAAAGAAAAACUACAGUAUGUUAAUAGACAAUGCAUACAAAAUAUAUGUUUCAUGCUUGUAGCUCAGAUCUUCACAGAAGUGCCUUUUGAAUGAGAAUUUUCUUUUUUAGGCCGAGUUAUUAGCGUUGUAUCUGGGCAAUUACAUUAUAAGAUUGUAUAUUAUUUAAUUAAAAAUGUGUACCCAUCUAAAUCAUUUUAAUAGUUCAAUAAAAAGACUAUAGAGCUAUAUUUCAUUUAUACCAUCUUUCAGUUUACAAUAAUAACUAACUUUGGUGGUAAUUAUAUCACAAUAUGAUACUAAAAUAUUAUCUCUAUAAUGAAGCAUUUUAAAAGUCAACAUAAAAUGUCCAUACAGUGCAGAGUCCUAUAUCAAAAUUAAGCAACACCGUUUUAAAUUUAGAAAUCAGUGCUUUUAAAUCAAGUCUUUUACCAAUUAGGCAUUCUGAUUCAAAAGUUGUAUCGUAAAAUAUCACAUAUUGGGAGACUUUAUCUGGAGGAUGGCUACGGGUGUUCAAUAUUAUCACCAGUUAAAUGAAAGCAAAAGAACAUCACCUGAUCCUGGAGAACAGUAUUGGAGAGAAAGUAGGUUGUACUAUCUGGCUGCUUACCUGUGCAUGGAUAUUGUUUAUUGCAGGAUCAAUCUUUGUGUGCCCCUGACAAUGACCACCUGCCCUAGGACUGCAUUUCCCAUAACAUUACUUCUUGAUAGAGGAGUUGUUUAAAAUGCCUUUUCUACCCUUGCUUCUCACAUGGCUGCUGCCUGCUCUAUCUCCAACUAUUUAAGAUUAGCAAACCUGGGCUGCAAAAAUCUGGACGGUCACUAGAUGGUAGCAAUGAGUUCAGAAUUUUCCCUCUCGAAUGCUAUCUAUCUGGAAGUACAACAGUCCUAUUAAGAGAUUGUGCAGGCACAGACAGCAAUGACUAUAAAGAGGUUCUGUCAUAUUACUGCUCACAUAAAGAUAUUGUUCACACUGUGGCAAGCUGAGAUAGACUCCUGAAAACCGAGACCUCUUCUUCAUGUUGAAGAUUUUGCCUCCCAUACGACACACGUUGCUGAAGUCAAAACAUCUGUUUACGCUAAACACAUUCUCUAACUAUUUGCAUCUGAGCUCUAUUAUUUACUACUUUAAAAAUCUACAAAAACUCUUGUAAUUUCCCCCAAACUUUUUACAAUUAAAUUACUUAUCCAUUUUAGUGUUAUUUUUAUUUUAGUUUUUCAUGUCUAUAUUCUUUUUUGGGAGAAAAAAAGUUAGUAUCCUUGAUUACAUGGCAAAGGAGAAAGGUAGAGUAUUUAUUAAAUAAAUGAAAAAAUAAAAUAAAAUAAUAAAAACACAAAGCAAUUCUGCCUAAAGAUAUUAAAUACAGAUUCUGGAACUACUGAAGAAAAUUUAUAUGAUAUUUUCCUAUAUAUUAGUCUGCUCCCCAGAAUCUUAUUUGAGUAAACACAUGUUAUUAUUGUGCAACAAUCUAGAAAAUAUAAAGGAGAAGGAAGUUUUAAUCUGCAACUAAAUGAAUACAGUACGUGAAGUAGCUGGUGGUUUAUUCCUUCUCUUUGAAAGGUGACACAUAAUUCAGUUGUAAACCAUAACCUCAAUAGAAAAAAAAUCUGGCAUAAAGUUUUCAUGAUUUUAUUAUAGAUAUAUUAUUCGGUACCAUUCUGUCCUUGCUAGGACUUUUACUCGCAUUGAUUUAUUACACACUACCUAAUGGUUGGUUGACUGCAACUAUUAUCCCUCUUCCCUAAUCCCUAAAACAUAUAUAGUUGUAAGAGAUAAAAUUACCUCCCAAAUGUUCUUUCUGAUAUGGCAUUGAAGAUGAUUAAAUUUCUCCUUCAGAAAUUAGAAAUUUGGCUUGCUCCCUCCAAGAACUCUCAAGUUUUCGAGAAGGUUGUUCCACAAGUUUCCCUAGCAAAAUGCUUCUUGAAGAACUAUUGCGUUUGUUGAUAAUAUGUAUGUUAUCAUUCAUAAUGGUCAAUGUGCUAAGCUAGAGAAAAAACCAGUCUGAUGUAGUAGUGAGGGCAUCAACCUAGCAAUUGGAAAAAAUGUGAGUUCUAGACUUGACUUAAGCACAAAGCCAGAUGGGUGACCUUGAGCUACUCAUUAUCUCUCAGCUCUAGGAAGAAGGCAACGGCAAACCACUUCUAAAAUUUUGCCAAAAAACCCUGCAGGGAUUUGUCCAGGUCAUUACCAGGAGUCAACACUGACUCAAAGGUGCAUGUCGCGCUUACACAAACAUUCACACAAACUGAAGUGGUUCUAAGUAAGAUUAUAACGAGAAGACCAAAGAUUUAAUUUUGACAUACUAUUCAAAGCAUGUGAUAUUGUUCUUGCUUUGCCUGAAAGGGAGCACUGAAAAUGGAAAUAAUAAUGCACAAAUUUGAUUAGCCAAGAGUUCAACAAAUUCAGAUAAACUAGAAAAUCCAUUAGAAAAAUUAUUCUUUUCAGGCCCACAGUUUUUAGAAGAAAUAUCAAGUUGGCAUUUUUUGAAUAUCAAUUGAUAAAUAUCAAAGGAGUUAGUUGGUUGCUGUGGAAGCAAAGAAAAGAAAUGGAAAAACUCUUCUACUUCCCCAAAACAGAAGUUAGCUGAGGCUGCAGGAAGCUGUGCUAGCAAGUAGUGACAAAACAUCUAGCAAAUAGCCAAUACCUAUACCAGCAAGCAGAUCCCAAUACCUUCUAUUUGCAAAAUAAUGCUCUUUAUCUUUGUUUAAAUGAUCCUGUUUUCAGCAUUGUGAGACAGGCAGCAUGUCUCUCUAUCUGUCCUAUCACUUUCAUAAUAUAGUACUAGGUUACUUAUGCAUGAUAAAUGUCCAUAUAUUUGCAGUGGAAAAGAACUAAAGCACAGUUAUAGCUAUCAAAGCUGGUAGCAAACACCUGGAUGGCCAACAGAUGAAAGCAGAGUUCAUUUAUUAUAUCUUUGCACAUCUAGAGAUUUGUCUGCAUUUUCCCAGACCCAGUCUAGUACUGUACUAUACAUGCUUGCGUAUAAGCCUAUACGCAGAUAAGCUGACCCUAAAUUUUUUAACUAAAAUACCAUGAAAAAUGUGCCAGCCACAGAAGCCAACCCUCAAAAUGGUCAUUUGUUUUAAUUUCCACAAUUGGCUUAUCAUAAAUGAUCAUAAUAAGGGAUGCGGUGACUCAGGGGCUAGGACGUUGAGUUUGUCAAUCGAAAGGUCGGCAGCUCAGCAGUUCGAAUCCCUAGUGCUGCCGUGUAACGGGGUGAGCUCCCGUUACUUGUCCCAGCU